Messenger RNA from Drosophila innubila, 1411 nucleotides. Its product is annotated as transcription factor Ouib. The transcript has 4 exons. Gene Ontology annotation, cellular component: nucleus. Gene Ontology annotation, biological process: regulation of transcription by RNA polymerase II. NCBI's taxonomy places the organism in Eukaryota, Metazoa, Arthropoda, Insecta, Diptera, Drosophilidae. The coding region runs from base 65 to 1255 and encodes 396 amino acids. The record is from RefSeq and is a predicted model, not a curated record. Gene Ontology annotation, molecular function: zinc ion binding; RNA polymerase II cis-regulatory region sequence-specific DNA binding; DNA-binding transcription factor activity.
AAAAGACGCGAAUUGGUGGGAAAUAUAAGUGAAAAACGCGUUUGGCUUGGAAAAUGUUUAUAAAAUGUCCGCACGCUGUCGUACCUGUGGCAAAAUAAUUUAUUGUUUGAACGCAAAUAAUUUGUUUGAACAACCCGACAACAUCAUGUUACAUCAAAUAGAAGCAUUGACAGGUCUCUUUCUGCUAGAGGAAACGGAUUUUCCAGCACAUAUUUGCGGACCUUGUGAAGUUGCGUUGCGUGAAGCAAUUGUAUUUCGAGAACGCAUUAUAAGGACACAACAGCUGCUUAUAAAUAGCGAAAGCGUGGCUGAAGCGCUUCAGGAAAUAGACAUGGAUGAAGUGGACAAUCUCAAUUUGGAAGAGGAAGAAGAUAAACAGCCGGAACAAUCCGUCUCUUAUGAGGAAAUCACAGUGUAUGACUAUAGGGAGGAUCAGAAUGAAUCUGAUACCUUGGAGCAUUUAGAUGAAGUAACUGAAGACUUCGAAAUGGAUGAGCAAUCGACACGGCAUGUUCGCGAAACAGAAGAGACUGAAACAGUUUCUGAGCAGCCUACAGAUGCUGAGCAACCUACAGAUGCUGAACAGCCUACAGAUGCUGAACAGCCAAAUUCCUUGCCCAACAUUGAACGCCAUGCAGGCAAACCUGCUUCCAAACUUUAUGCUCCAGUCAAUUUCGCUAUCAAUGCCGCAAACACACCGCGGAUUAACUGGAGCAAGCUCUCGGAGGAUGAGAUAGUGGAGCUGAAGCGGGAACGUCGCAAGCGCGACUGCAUCUGUGAGCAGUGUGGCAGACACUUUACCUGUCCCAGCAAUUUCAAGGUGCAUCUGUUGCGGCACACAGGAGUGAAGAACUUUGCUUGCAAGGAAUGCCCCUUAAAGUUCUAUACGCCGCAUUUGUUGCGUCGCCACAUGCUGGCCCAUCUCUGCGAGAAACCGUAUCCUUGUCAGUACUGCGGCCAAACAUUUGCCGAUCACAGCGGUCGUAUUCAGCAUGAACGCAAUCGCCACACAAAUUACAAGCCAUAUAAGUGCACCACGUGUGAUAAAGCUUUUGCCGUGAGCAACAAGUUAAAGACACAUAUGCUCAGCCAUUCGGGAGUUCGUAGUUUUCACUGCGAAGUUUGCAAAGUAUCCUUCAUGCGACGUCCUCACUUAGCUGCCCACUACCGUUCCAAAGGACAUGAGCAGAAUGCACAAAACUUUGUGGCUGAGACAAAUAAUGCUGAAAUUGACAUAGGAAAUGUACUUGCGUAGAAUAUCUAGAUUAUAAAAUAGAUAAUAUUUUGUUAAGCUUAGACCAGAUAAUAAUUAACAAUAAAAUUUGUUUAAGAAUUUGAAACAUAGUUUUGGUGUUUUUAUAUGUUUCGAAGUGAGUGGAAUUUAUCGUUGUGUAAAUAUUUUGAUAAAAAC